AACCAAGACCCUCGUCCUCGAGCUUCUGACUGCCGUCUGCCUCAUUGUCGGUGGUCAUGAGCGUAUUGUUCGCGCCUUCGAGGGUAUCCGUGCGGAAUUGGGCGAGAGUCAUCGUUUCGAGUCGCUCUUCUACUUCUUCCGUAGCCACGAACGUGUGCCCGCGGAGGAGUACAGCAUCGAUUUUGUGGGAGUCACGAUGGAUGGAGUCGAACGCAGUGGCAAAGCCAACACAGCAGAUGGCCGUUGGUUGUUGGUAGCUAUGACGCAAUUCAAGGAUCCGUCUCAGUAUGAAUAUCUGGCGGUGGCGCCCCCCGAGGCUCGAACCCUUGAGGCACGUGUUCAUUAUCUUGCCGGUUUC
Dibothriocephalus latus is the source of this 358-nucleotide messenger RNA. Lineage: Eukaryota; Metazoa; Platyhelminthes; Cestoda; Diphyllobothriidea; Diphyllobothriidae. The record is from the annotation of a GenBank genome assembly.